AUGGUUCGACUCUACAGCAUAGAGAACUACCUCUUUCAAGGCUCCCAUCAACUUUCAAAGUCGUCGGUAUCGGUAAAUGUGGGCACGAAACAGCGCUCAUACACGUUCAAGAACCUUAUGGGAAACACUACCUAUAGAGCCUCUGUAGAGGCAUUCGGUGGAGACGUCAGCCUUUGGUAUGCUAGCAAUGUCUUCACUACAAGUCUGGCAUCUUUGAACUGGUUGCCUGCUCCAACGGACAUAGUUUGGUGGGCUCGGACACAAACAAACCUCUCACUAGAAAUCUCCUGGACGGCGCCGAUUAUCAAUGAAGGCGGCCACAACGCCGUUAUCAAUCAACACUUGGUAGGUGCAUUCAAAGGAGAGAAAUUCGGCGCAUUUCAGUCGCACGCACGCAAGUGGAGAAAGAGGUAG
This is a messenger RNA of Cooperia oncophora, 414 nucleotides long. The record is from the annotation of a GenBank genome assembly. Lineage: Eukaryota; Metazoa; Nematoda; Chromadorea; Rhabditida; Trichostrongylidae.